Molecule: messenger RNA, 4580 nt
Organism: Arabidopsis lyrata subsp. lyrata
Lineage: Eukaryota; Viridiplantae; Streptophyta; Magnoliopsida; Brassicales; Brassicaceae
Product: kinesin-like protein KIN-14O
Exons: 17
Coding region: 775-3864 (1029 amino acids)
Biological process (GO): microtubule-based movement
Molecular function (GO): microtubule binding; microtubule motor activity; ATP binding
Source: RefSeq, a predicted model, not a curated record
AAGUACAACUCCAAAAUUAAAACCCGCCCGAACCGACCCGACCCGUAGAAACGAUUGGAGAAGCAGAGAUACUCGCGCUUCUUCCUACAUUCGCGCUACAGCAAAAAAAAAAAAAAAAAAAAAAAAAAGUCAUUGACGUGAGAAAUCCACGUCUCGUUGUUCUCCUCCGUCUCUGUGUUUUCUGGCAGGUUAGGACUUGGCUUUCCCGAGAAAAUCUCCUCCUUCUCCUUCCGAUUUUCCCAGGUUUGGAGAGAUCAUUUUGCCUUUCCCCGGUGCUUAUUAUUCAUGAUCGGAUUAUCUGAAUCGUGUGUUUUGACUUAGUUUAUCCCAAUGCCGUUCUUCUCUUGUUGCACCAAAAGAGCAAUCUUCUGUUCCUCUCCAGGUAGGUUCGUCUCUACUGCUAUUUUCUUCUUUAUUCGCAACUUGACAAUGCUACUAGGUAGAUCCCAGUUCCUUGCAUUUCGAAUCCAUCAUGCUUCUCGAUACCGAAAUUCAGUUAAUGAUUCAAAACGAAUAGAUGAUCUACGAUUAGAAUUUCUCACUCUUUUUUAGAAAUUCUCAUCUAAGAAUAACAUGGUUUUACUUGAUGAUGUUGUUGCAUUCCCUGGUUUCAACUAGUUUUCUCUAGCCUUUCUGUUUGGUAGUUGGUCUAAUGCUCAAUAAUAUUUAUGUAACAAUCGUGCUUUCAGGCCUUGUUGAUAGAGAAUGAAGGACUUGUGGCUUUAUCAAGUGUUUCCAUAAGUUUGCUUUCCACCUCCAUGCCUUUGGUGAUUGAUGAUGAAUUCUCUCACUGAUCAAUCAGGCAGCUCUCAUGGAGGUUCAACUCCCCGUAGUCCCUUCUCUCCAUCUUCUGCACAUGAAAGGCAUAAAGGUCUGCCCGAUUCCAGAUUUCAGCGUCCCCUGCCCAAUUCUUCACCACUGGAUCCAUCAUCCCCUGGAUCAAUGCUCCAUGGAGGACACAAGUCCCACGAGGCUUUCCAAAUGAAACAGUGCCGAUUUGAUCUCCAAGCCGCAAAGAUUUCAGAACUGAUGAAAUCAAACAAUUUAGAUAAUGCUCCCACGCAGUCACUUCUAAGUAUCGUUAAUGGAAUUCUUGAUGAAACUAUUGAGAGAAAGAAUGGUGAAAUCCCUCAGCGUGUAGCAUCUCUGCUGAGGAAAGUUGUGCAGGAAAUCGAGCGACGUAUUUCAACUCAAUCUGAGCAUCUAAGAACGCAAAACAGUGUGUUUAAAGCUCGUGAGGAGAAGUACCAGUCAAGGAUCAAAGUUCUUGAAACCUUAGCUUCAGGAACUAGUGAAGAAAAUGAGAUUGCUACAAGACAACUUCGACGGAUAAAGACAGAAAAGUCUAAGCUGGAAGAGAAGAAGAAAGACAAAGAGGAGGAUAUGGUUAGGCUAGAGAAAGAAAAUGGUCAUUAUAAUCUUGAAAUUUCUACUUUAAGGCGAGAACUAGAGACAACCAAGAAAGCAUAUGAACAACAAUGCUUGCAAAUGGAAAGCCAGACAAAGGUCGCGACAGCAGGUAUCGAGGACAGGGUUAAGGAGCUUGAACAAAUGAGAGAGGAUGCAAGCACUGCAAAAAUUGCCCUUGAAGAAAGGGUUAGGGAGCUUGAAGAGAUGGGAAAAGAAGCAAAUGCUGUUAAAAUGACUCUUGAGGAAAAGGUGAAGGAGCUUCAACAAUUCAAAAAAGAGACGCUAACAGUCACUACAAGCCUUGAAGCUAAAAAUCGAGAGCUUGAACAAUUUAAAAAGGAGACAAUGUCUGUUAAUACAAGCCUUGAAGCAAAAAAUCGAGAGCUUGAACAAUUUAAAAAGGAGACGGUGACUUUUAAUACAAGCCUUGAAGCAAAAAAUCGAGAGCUUGAAAAAAAUCUGGUCCACUGGAAGAGUAAAGCCAAAGAAAUGGAAGAAAAAUCAGAGUUGAAGAAUCGGAGUUGGAGUCAGAAAGAACUUUCGUAUAGAAGCUUUAUCAGUUUCCAAUUCAAGGCGCUACAAGAGUUGAGGUUCUGUUCUAACUCCAUCAAACAAGAAAUACUAAAAGUUCAAGAUAAGUAUACAACAGAGUUUAGUCAAUUAGGGAGGAAAUUGCUUGAACUUGGAGAUGCUGCUGCAAACUAUCACGAAGUCCUAACUGAAAACCAAAAGCUCUUCAAUGAACUUCAGGAGCUAAAAGGCAACAUUAGAGUGUAUUGUCGGGUGAGGCCUUUCUUGCGAGGGCAAGGUGCAUCAAAAACUGUGGUAGAACACAUUGGUGAUCAUGGGGAGUUGGUAGUUCUCAAUCCAACAAAACCUGGGAAAGAUGGUCUUCGAAAAUUUAAGUUCAAUAAGGUCUACAGUCCUGCCUCUACUCAAGCUGAGGUAUUUUCAGAUAUAAAACCUCUUGUUCGAUCAGUUCUCGACGGGUACAAUGUAUGUAUCUUUGCAUAUGGUCAGACAGGAUCCGGGAAAACUUACACAAUGACUGGUCCAGAUGGAGCAAGCGAAGAAGAGUGGGGAGUAAACUAUCGUGCUCUCAAUGACCUCUUCAAAAUCUCUCAAACCCGAAAAAGCAACAUAGCGUAUGAAGUCGGGGUGCAGAUGGUGGAGAUAUACAAUGAACAAGUGCGCGAUUUACUCUCUGGUGACAGUUCUCAAAAGAAAUAUCCUUUUUUGUGCUCUACUUUUUUUUUCUUUUGCUCUUUCAAAAUUAGUUCUUCCAUAUUAGUUCGGCUCUGUUCUCCAACUAUCUGUUUGUGUUUCCAUUCUUUUGCUUCCCUUGACUUUCACACACUAGGGAUUCUUUCUACAACUCAACAAAACGGUCUUGCUGUACCUGAUGCAAGCAUGUAUCCUGUGACAUCCACCUCGGAUGUUCUUGAAUUAAUGAGCAUUGGGCUACAAAACCGAGCCGUUAGCUACACUGCCUUGAACGAAAGAAGUAGCCGCUCUCACAGCAUUGUGACUGUUCAUGUUCGUGGCAAGGACUUGAAGACCGGUUCUGUGCUGUAUGGAAAUCUACAUUUGGUAGAUCUGGCCGGUAGUGAGAGAGUUGAUCGCUCUGAAGUUACAGGAGACAGACUUAAAGAAGCACAACAUAUAAACAAGUCACUCUCAGCUCUAGGAGAUGUGAUAUUCUCUCUUGCUUCAAAGAGUUCUCAUGUACCAUACAGGAACAGCAAACUAACUCAGCUUCUCCAAAGCUCUCUAGGUGGUCGAGCAAAGACAUUGAUGUUUGUUCAACUCAAUCCUGAUAUUACUUCAUAUUCAGAGUCAAUGAGUACUUUGAAAUUCGCAGAGCGUGUCUCUGGAGUUGAGUUAGGUGCUGCAAAAAGCAGCAAAGAUGGUAGAGACGUUAGAGACUUAAUGGAGCAGUUAGGGUCCCUUAAGGACACAAUAGCGAGAAAAGACGAUGAGAUAGAGCGGCUUCAUUUGCUUAAGGACAUUAAUUAUCCACAGAGACUGCAGAGAAAAAGCUUAGGACAAUCCGAUGACUUUAACUCAGAAGCUGGAGAUUCACAGUUGUCUAUAGAAGACGACUCAAGAAUCCAACAAGAUUAUACCAGACAGUCACGACACUCUGUCACGGAUGGUGAGACCUUAGCUUCCUCCAUUGAUGCAGAGUACGAUGAUGAAACAGAAUCCAUUGAUGCUCCUUCAGCAGAAGGAAGAAAACCUUUAAAGUAUUCAGACAAACCUAAACCGGUGACUCCAAGGAGUAGUACGACAACAUCACGACCACUUGAUAAACUCAAGCAAGUCGCUACGAGGACGUCGAACAUAGCAAAGGCCACGUCAGGCUUGUCGUCACCAAGUUCUCAAGGCAUGAAGAAGACGGGAAGUGCUUCUAAUUUGCUCAAGUCAUCGAAAGAUUCCAAACGGUGGUCCUGAAAAUACUAUUUUGUCCUUAGCAGCUAAUUUUUUCUCUCCCUCUAUGAACCCAAAUCAAAUGAUCAAUGGUUUCAUUUGGGACCUAAUUUUGUAAAUUUAUUUUGUUAAUAUACGAAUCGUACUACUCUCACGAAGUUUUUUAGAAAUUUGACAAUAAUAUUUCAUCAUAAAUUCAUAAUUGUAGUACUCUUCUUCAAAAUGGGGUAAAAAUUUAUAGUAACUCUACUAUAUUAUAUGAAUAGUGUGCAUAUGUAACAGCAAGGUUAUUGAAAGUGGGAAAGAAGAUUAUAAAAUGAGAAAGGAACUUGAAAAGCUAAGAUAACAACUUGUAUCAACAGUUAGCUCCAAUCCGAUCCAUAGAAAUUCCCACUUAACAAAAUAUUAUUGGUGGGUAGUCCCCACAGUGUUAUUUGCAUACUUGAAUUUAGCCCAGUUUUUGUUCUCUGUCACCGAAUGAUGUGAUCGCCAAAUCUAUUUUUGGAAUAUUUUGGGGCCCCAAUAUUUUCACUAGUUAUUGUAAACCCCCAAUUCUGUCCUCUUCAGCAUCUAAUAAAAAACAUCAUCCUGAACAUAAUAUGCUGUUUCAUGUAUGUUAAGAUAGCAACAGAAUCAUUGACCAGUUCAGAAAAAUUAAGAUUAAGUAGUUGAGAGACUCUGUUUGAGCGUCAUGGGCAACUAAAGAUUUUAACCAUUUUUGUGUAUUAAUCAUUGGAAAA